Molecule: messenger RNA, 2757 nt
Organism: Tuber melanosporum (Perigord truffle)
Lineage: Eukaryota; Fungi; Ascomycota; Pezizomycetes; Pezizales; Tuberaceae
Exons: 6
Coding region: 69-2525 (818 amino acids)
Molecular function (GO): monoacylglycerol lipase activity
Source: RefSeq, a predicted model, not a curated record
UGCCUAUUUAUUACCUCCGGUAGUAUCCCUUAUUCCAACCACAUGAGCGGAAACCGCACGCAGUCGUCAUGCUCCUCCUGCACACCUCCAACAUAAGUAAAGUUGGCGACAUCCAUCGCUACACCUUAACAUACACUCCUCCUAUUGAUCGAACAGGUCCUCCUCCCACUGCCGUUUAUCUGCGCAUUAAGAACACAGCCCCCUUACCAUUCCGUGCCGCAUAUUUACACGGGCCUUACACUCUCUACGUAUCUGUACGGCGAAAGGAGUUUCAACCAUGGCCGUCAAGGACUCCCGGAGCCCAGGGUCGGGGUGAGGAGUUUGACCCACACUUGAAGGCUGGAGCCAGUUUUUACGCUACACUUCCGCUGCCGGCAGAGUUGAUAGAGGAUGCAUCACGGAAUAACGAUAUACACCUUGUAGGUUUGGGUAGGGAACGGCAGGAGGUAGACUACGAUUCCAAGAGACGGAGGAGUGUGACAUGGAUAGUUGAAGUGGUUUCCCAAGCCAUUUUCUCGGCCAACGCGAGUGUAAACUUUGAGGUCCUUCUUGGCGAGGAUGAGAAAUGCUUGAGCACUGGGUAUGGCUUUGGAUCCGGUAGCACUUCGCCGAGACCUGGAUCUGCGGGUAGCGGUGAAGGCGGAGUAUUGCAUAAAGCCUUACAGGUGAGAUUGCAAGGCACAAGAGAUCUUUGGGAUAUUCCCGCUUUCCCGAGCUGGGAGCGAAAGCCCAAGAAUGUUCACCUGGUAAUCGUUACUCAUGGGCUUCACAGCAAUACGGGAGCGGAUAUGUUAUUUAUGAAAGAGGCCAUUGACGAAGAGUACCGAAAAGGGGAAAUCGCUGCAAAGGAGAAAGCGGCAGAGGAAGGAAAAGAGUUCAAUGAGCAUGAUAGGGAGAUUGUUAUCGUGCGAGGAUUUCACGGAAACGUCUGUCGGACAGAAAGGGGAAUAAAGUUUCUGGGCCGGAGACUAGCGAAAUAUGUUCUUAACCUCGUGAAUCCCAACAGCCCCCCCCCAUCUCCCGUUCCUAAUAACAUCUCUUUUAUUGGGCAUUCGCUUGGGGGCCUUGUUCAGACAUAUGCAAUAGCAUACAUACAUGCUCAUGCGCCCGACUUCUUCACCUUGCAUAAACCUAUCAAUUUUGUCGCACUCGCAACCCCGUUCCUGGGUCUUUCCAAUGAGAACCCAAUAUAUGUCAAGUUCGCCCUGGAUUUUGGUCUAGUGGGACGCACAGGACAGGAUUUGGGGCUUACAUGGCGUGCACCUUUUCCGCUGCCCACAUUUUCCAAACCGUCCAACCCUAAUGAAGCAGAUACCAGCAAGCCGUUACUGCGUAUACUUCCAACAGGACCAGCCCAUGAUGUUUUGAGGAUGUUCAGGAAUCGAACAGUUUAUGCAAAUGUGGUUAAUGAUGGGAUCGUACCACUAAGAACUAGCUGUCUGUUAUUCCUAGAUUGGAAGGGUCUUGGCAAAGUUGAAAAGGCCCGGAGAGAGAACGGAGCAGUAGGUGGACUUGUUGGCAAUAGUACCGGCAAAUUGGAAGAAAAGGUUGAAGAAAAUCGUGUCACUGAAGCACCCAAGACUGGAGAGCCAACGAGGAGAGAGAUAGAGAGGGGAAUGUCGGCGAGUAGUCGCGACUCUAGCGAAAGCUCUGCUACUGCCAGCUCCGUACCGAAUCCAUUCACUUCCAUUCUUACUCUCUUCCGGCCUCAGGCAGCCAAACAUUUACCCAUCUCAACCAAUCUCCUUGCACCACCGAGGACCUCGAUUCUUGAAGCUGCUGGAGACGUGUUGAACCCACCUCUACCGAGCACUGCGUUUAUACUGGAUCCACAUUCUCGGCCUCGCACGAUCUUCCAUGACAGAAUAUACUCUGCAGCCGACAUCCCACAACCGAGUCAGUCCAAUCCUUUGAAAGUAGAAGAGAAAAUUGCUAGGGCGUACCAUGCAGGAGUAAGUUGGCGGAAGGUACUUGUAAGACUUGAGCCAGAUGCCCACAAUAACCUCAUUGUCCGAAGGAUGUUUGCGAACGCCUACGGGUGGCCGGUCGUCCAACACCUUGUCGAAACCCACUUCGGCGCAUCAUACGCUGCAACUACAGAUGAUGUCCCCGAAACCAAUCAGGAUCAGGCGGACGUUGCCGGAGACGAAUACAUAGAAGUCGACCCCGCAAGCCCAAUUAAGAGGAACAAUCGCAGCUCUACAGGAUCUUCGGCGCAGUGGUCUGACCGAGCAUUCUUAGUUUCAGACGAUGAGGACGAGCCCGCCCAGAACGAGGGUAUAUCUGCAUUCUUAAGUACACCGACUACAACUACUCGAAGGAACGUGCGGACUCACAAAACGCCAUGUCCAGCAGAAGUUGAUAGGGUCGCCGUACUUGCCUCACCCAGCGAGGAGCCUGGUGGUUUAGGAAUUUUGGGUGUUAGUGGAGGAGUUGGGUUGGCCAGCAGUGGCGCGGUACGAAUGCUCAGAGGUACCGUCGAGGAAGGCGUUGCGGAGAGAGUUGCUAGACUAGGGUUCAAUUAGGCAGAUUCUGCUUUUCCUUUCUUUCUUCUUGCGAGGAGUUCUGUUUGUAGAGAUCCGGUUUAUGCUUGUUUGCUGGAGGUAUCUCUGUCUGUAGCAGUGGAGAUUGUAUAAGUUUUAUCCUUGUAAUUGCCUUAUUUUCUACGUAUUUCAUGUGACAAUAUAUAUAGUUGCAUUUUCCUAUUGUUAUUUGUUAUUUCAGAUUAUAGAUAUAUAAUAGGACUAGUACAGUACA